CCGCCGCCGCCAUGUUGAUAUGCAGCCUGUCCGCCGCCGCUGCCGCUGCCCGGAGGGGGAGGAGUUGGUGCCUGCGGGCAGCCGGGGCCCAGCUCACCUUCCCCGCGCACCGUCUGGCCCGGGGACAGGCCGGGGACGCGCUGACCGUCCGCAGCCAGCGGGCCGGCGUCAGGAACAUUGUGCUGAAUAACCCGAGGAAGCGGAAUGCCUUGUCACUGGCGAUGCUGGAAUCACUGCGCACAGACAUUCUACACGAAGCAGAAAGCCACGAUCUCCGGGUUAUAGUGAUAUCAGCUGAAGGACCCGUCUUCUGCUCCGGCCACGAUCUGAAGGAGCUGACGUCGACAAAAGGGGGCGACCACCAUGCCCGCGUCUUCACAGUCUGCUCUGAGGUGAUGAGCCUGCUUCAGGACAUCCCGGUGCCGGUAAUUGCCAAAGUCAACGGGCUGGCGACAGCAGCAGGCUGCCAGCUGGUGGCCAGCUGUGACAUGGCCGUGGUGUCGGACACGUCGCGGUUCGCCACGCCCGGCGUCACCGUCGGCCUCUUCUGCUCCACCCCAGCCGUGGCCCUGGGCCGAGCCGUCCCUCGCAAGCUUGCCCUGGAGAUGCUGUUCACCGGGGAGCCCAUCUCUGCCCAGGAUGCCCUGUGGCACGGGCUGGUGAGCAGAGUGGUGCCCGAGGACCGGCUGGACGAGGAGACGGCGAGGAUCGCCGGCCGGAUCUGCGCGGCGAGCAGGUCAGUCGUGGCUCUGGGCAAAGCGACGUUCUACAAGCAAAUGGCCCAGGACCGCAACCAAGCCUACCGGACCGCCUCGCAGGUGAUGGUGGACAACCUGGCCAUGACUGACGGCCAGGAAGGAAUCGAAGCCUUCUUUCAGAAGAGGAAACCGGUCUGGUCGCAUUCCCCCGGGCAACGCCACCAAUAAUCUGCUCUGGCAUUUAGGUGCGUGCAAAGAUCCGUCGAGUCCUUACCCUUCAGAUCUUGACGAACGGCCAAGAAAUUAUAUAUAGAUCUCUGUAAAUGUCCUAACGUGACAUUUGGACAUGUUGCAGCGAUACCCCGUGUAGAAUCUUUGUAAAUACAGAGUGACUUUAAUGUAAAUAAACGGAAACCUGACUUUCUGUAGAAAAA
Molecule: messenger RNA, 1132 nt
Organism: Amblyraja radiata (thorny skate)
Lineage: Eukaryota; Metazoa; Chordata; Chondrichthyes; Rajiformes; Rajidae
Gene: echdc3
Product: enoyl CoA hydratase domain containing 3
Exons: 5
Coding region: 12-926 (304 amino acids)
Cellular component (GO): mitochondrion
Molecular function (GO): hydro-lyase activity
Source: RefSeq, a predicted model, not a curated record